Molecule: messenger RNA, 3828 nt
Organism: Nanorana parkeri
Lineage: Eukaryota; Metazoa; Chordata; Amphibia; Anura; Dicroglossidae
Gene: SFMBT2
Product: Scm-like with four mbt domains 2
Exons: 20
Coding region: 46-2727 (893 amino acids)
Biological process (GO): regulation of DNA-templated transcription
Cellular component (GO): nucleus
Molecular function (GO): histone binding; transcription corepressor activity
Source: RefSeq, a predicted model, not a curated record
AAUUUGCACUAGAAUGAAUUAGAAAAAGAAUGAAAAUCUGCAGUGAUGGAGAAUAGGAUUUCAGGCAUUCAAGUAAACACGGAUAAAACAAAUCUAUCUAUGGAAAAAUCCAACAGCCCAGUUUAUGGCAGCCGAGAUCUGAUUGGUUCAGAUGAUGGCUCCAGCGUUGAAGAUACAGAUUUUAACUGGGAUGAAUAUCUAGAGGAAACAGCAUCAAGUUCUGCACCACACACCUCUUUCAGACAUGUGGAAAUCAGUCUUCAGAGCAGCUUCCAACCAGGAAUGAAACUGGAAGUGGCCAAUAAGAAUAAUCCAGAUACAUACUGGGUUGCAACUAUCAUUACGACAUGUGGACAGUUACUUCUGCUGAGGUAUUGCGGCUAUGGGGAAGAUCGCAGGGCAGACUUCUGGUGUGAUGUCAUGACGGCAGACCUACACCCUGUUGGUUGGUGUACACAAAAUAACAAAGUCUUGAUGCCUCCAGAUGGUAUAAAGGAGAAGAGCACUGAUUGGGCUGAAUUCCUGAUUCAUGAUUUGACUGGUUCAAGGACUGCGCCAGCAAAACUUUUAGAGGGACCUCUUCGAGGAAAAACCCCAGUAGACCUCAUUACAGUGGAUUCACUGAUAGAGCUUCAGGACUCCCAGAACCCCUUUCUGUACUGGAUAGUCAGUGUGAUAGAAAAUGUGGGUGGAAGACUACGACUGCGGUAUGUCGGACUGGAGGAGUCAGAUGCCUGUGAUCAGUCGUUGUUUUACUUGGACUGUAGACUUCGACCUGUUGGCUGGUGUCAAGAAAACCAGUGCAGGAUGGAACCACCUUUGGACAUUUGUCCACUGAAGACCAUAUCUGAAUGGAAAUGUGCCCUAGAGAAGUCCCUGAUAAUUUCUGCAAGGUGUCCUUUACCCGUUGAAGUUUUUAAGGAUCAUGCUGACCUAAGGAGCCAUUCCUUUACUACUGGAAUGAAAGUAGAGGCAGUGGACCCAACUGAGCCUUGUCAUAUUCGUCCUGCAACUGUGACUAAGGUUUUUAACAACCUUUAUUUCCAAGUAACUAUUGAUGAUUUGAGGCCAGAAGCAAAACAUGUGUCAAUGCUCUGCCAUGCUGAUUCCCUGGGACUUUUGCCUGUACAAUGGUGCCUUAUAAAUGGAGUAAAUCUCACUCCUCCGAAAGGGUAUCCAGACCAGGAUUUUGAUUGGGCAGAUUACCAGAAGCAGUGUGGAGCAGAGGCAGCACCAAACACAUCUUUCAGAAAUACAUCCAACUCUCGUGGUUUCACAAAAAGCAUGAAACUGGAGGCUGUUAACCCAAAUAAUCCCUCAGAAAUCUGUGUGGCAUCUGUGACCAAAGUAAAAGAGAGAUUACUAUGGCUCCAUCUUGAAGGAUUACAACAGCCACCUCCAGAAUAUAUAAUUGAUGUGGAAUCAGUGAAUAUUUUCCCUGUAGGCUGGUGUGAAGCAAAUUCCUACCCCCUGAGCACACCACACAGAGCAACUGUGAAAAAGAAGAGAAAGAUUGCGGUUGUACAGCCAGAAAAACAAUUGCCAUCCUCAGUGCCUGUGGAGAAAAUACCUCAUGACCCUUGUCCGUUUCCUCAAACCGAUAACUAUUCAACAGGAACCAGCAAUGGAAAAUACUGUUGUCCCAGACUGUAUAUCAAUCACCGCUGCUUUUCAGGACCAUAUUUAAAUAAAGGUCGGAUAGCAGAACUACCUCAGUCAGUGGGUCCUGGAAAAUGUGUUUUGGUUCUUAAGGAGGUCCUCAGUAUGGUAAUUAAUGCUGCUUAUAAACCUGGACGGGUCUUACGAGAGCUUCAAUUAGUGGAAGAUACAUCAUGGAAUUUCCAGGAAGAAACUCUUAAAGCCAAAUACAAAGGGAAAACCUACAGGGCAACCGUGAAGAUCGUCCGCACGUCAGACCAAGUGUCAGAGUUCUGCCGGAAAGUCUCUGCAAAGCUGGAAUGCUGUCCCAAUUUAUUUAGUUCAUUGUUGGUCACUGACGUGUGCCCAGAAAACUGCUCCAUACACACAAAAACCAAAUACACUUAUUAUUAUGGAAAGCGGAAAAAAAUAUCUAAACAACCAGUUGGACAACCAAGUUUAGAUGACAACCAAGCCAAACCAAUAAGACGAAGAAAGAGAAGGAAAUCCAUUUUUGUGCAGAAAAAGAGACGCACCUCUGUGGUUGAUGUCAGUCCUGUUGGGUCAGCUGAUGAAAGUGCUGAAGAUGAUGGAGGUGAAGAUGACACCGGAAGUGAAGAAACAAGUUCUGAAUUACGUGAUGAUCAUACAGAUACUUCUUCUGUUGAAGUUCCCCCUGUACGUCCACGAAGAGCUGUAACUCUAAGGAACAGUAUAGGGUUUGAAAGGCCACCGCUAGUAGAGAGGACCAGAAGAGUUAGGAAAACUCGUUCCCUGUCUUACACCGAAGAAGAAAAGGCUACAACUGUGAAAAAUGAGAAGAAGCAAGAGGAGGAGGAGGAAUGUUUAAUUCUAGAGAGCAAUCCGUUGGAGUGGACAGUAAAUGAUGUGGUCAAGUUUAUUAAGUCUACAGAUUGUGCUGCAUUAGCAAAAAUCUUUCAAGAACAGGACAUUGAUGGACAAGCUCUGUUACUGCUGACUCUUCCCACUGUCCAAGAAUGCAUGGAACUGAAACUGGGCCCAGCCAUUAAGCUGUGCCAUCAUAUAGAAAGAGUAAAAGUGGCAUUCUAUGCACAAUAUGCUAAAUAAAUCCUCUGUUCUGUUUUGCUGUACCCAAUGCAUUAUAACUGUUCAGGUAGAAGCAUGUGUUUUGACAAAAACAAAUCAAAAAGAUUAAAAAAGGUUCUUACUUUCCACAGAGACACAAUUUUAAAUACUGCUGCCAUCUUUCCAAACAGCUACAAUCAGUUUUUGCUACAGGAAAAAAAAAGCCUUUCUAUCCUAUAAAAGUUUAUAAUGAACCAAGUUUUAGAUUUUUGUCUUAUUUGCCGUAACUUUGGAUAAAAAAGGCAAAUAGUUUGGCACUUCUGACCUUUUAGCAAACUUUGUAAUCUUUCAUAUUGAAAGUGUGUGGUGAUUUUGUACCGUGAUCUGUGGCUGAUACAAGCUCAAAUAGAAGCAGUCCCCUUUUUAUUAUCCUGGUCAUUUUAAUACCAAUCAGUAGAAAAAAAUGAAGCCUUUCUAUGCUGGAGAGGUCUAUAUUUCACUGCGAAGUAAUAAAUUCUAGAAGGCUUCGCUUGCAGUUAAAAUGCCACUAAGCUAUAAACUUAGACAGUGUGUACAUAGUUAGCCAAGUGAUUGAAGGAUGUGCUAACAUCAGGCAUAAUAAUGGGACCACAGUACAAACAGUUGUUGUUGCUGCUGAUCUUUGUAAUAGUUCAUUGUGACAAAUAGGAACCUUUUUUAGAAAAUAAACUGCUUUACAGAUGGCCAUUAUUUUCAAUUUUGAUGUAAUUUUUCUGCCUGAUAACACAGACCCAUGCCAAGUGUCUAUUUAGUUUCAUAUUUUCCUAUAGUGCCAUGUCCAUUGCUUUCCGAGCUCUGGGGAUUUCUGUCAGUCCUCUGUUCUAUAAAUGGAUGCUUAAACACAAAACACACUUGUUUAAUUCACUUUUACUAGGAAAUACUAUUCAGCAGCGCAGGAACAGGAGGGGAGUACAUUUUGAGCAAUUUGGCAUUUCUAUAUAAUACUGGAAAAUGGUAUUGUGCUUUGCAUGGAAAACUGCAAAGACCGUAGAGACCAAAUACUUUUUUCAUUCAUGUGCAUACUCCAGAUGUGAAAAAUCCACUUUGUUUCGAAAAGGUUUUUUUUAAUUGGAAGUUUGCUGAAUGUCUUAAUUAAAAGGCACA